Messenger RNA from Aspergillus homomorphus CBS 101889, 1632 nucleotides. RefSeq names its product Gfo/Idh/MocA family protein. Gene Ontology annotation, molecular function: nucleotide binding. The annotation marks the transcript as partial. The record is from RefSeq and is a predicted model, not a curated record. Lineage: Eukaryota; Fungi; Ascomycota; Eurotiomycetes; Eurotiales; Aspergillaceae. The transcript is spliced from 2 exons.
UCUCCCCGUUCUCUCCGGUUCAUCAUCAUAGGUGCUGGAUCGCGGGGCAAUGCUUAUGCGCGGGCCGUGACAACCUCCACCGCGGGGAUCAUCCACGCCGUCGCCGAACCCCAUCCCUUUAAACGUCGCCAGCUCGGCCGCAACUACAUCUGGGGCACCAACCAGCCCCAAGAGGGGCAAGAAUUUGCCGACUGGCGCGACUGGCUAUCUUGGGAGGUGCGUCGUCGCGAAUCCGCUUCCACUCCCAGCAGCCAGUCCACCCCUACAGCAGGGGUAGACGGGGUCUUCAUCUGCACUCUCGACGAGACGCACGCAGAGAUCAUCCACGCCAUCGCUCCUCUCCGCCUACAUAUUCUCUGCGAGAAACCGCUGGCUCUGUCCCUGACGGACUGUCUCAGCGUGUACCGCGCCCUACAGCCCAACAUUGACAGCAACAUCUUCUCCAUCGGCCACGUCCUCCGCUACAGUCCGCACAACAUCCUCCUCCGCAAGCUCCUCCUCACCGACCGCGUCAUCGGCGAUAUCGUAUCGUUAGAACACUGCGAACCCGUGGGCUGGUGGCAUUUCGCCCACAGCUAUGUCCGAGGCAACUGGCGGCGCGAGACGGCCCAGGGCGACGGCUCGCUCCUGACCAAAUCCUGUCACGACAUCGACUUCAUCAUGUGGCUCUUAUCUUCUCCUGCUGCUCCUCAGCCUGCUUCCACAUCUACCCCCGACAACCACAACAACAACACAGCCCAUAAACAAGAACCCCACCACCCCCGCACAAUCACCUCAACCGGCUCCCUCACCCAAUUCCGACGCCACCGCAAACCCCACGCCGCCGGCGCCGCCACAAACUGUCUCUCCUGCCCGGCUGAACGCAACUGCAAAUACAGCGCCGUGAAGAUCUACGACGAGAUGCACGUAGCGAAGGGCAACUUCGACUGGCCGGUCAACAUCGUCUGUCCGGACAUCGAGGACGUCGUCGCGCCGUACGCCAGCACCAGCACCAGCACUACCAUCACCAUCGCCGCCGCAUCCGCACACCUCCACGCCCGCCUCCGCGCCUCACCCGCCCUGCACCCCACUACUCCAGCGGCAGGGGCCCCACCAUCCUACGGGCACUGCGUCUACGAAGCAGAUAAUACCGUCUGCGAUGACCAGAUCGUGACGAUCACCUGGUCCGAGCUACCAGCCCUUUCAAACGACGAUCCCGAAAUGCAAAUGCAGGUGCAAGCAACAGCAAAGACGGCGGUAUUCCAUAUGAUUGCGCCAACGGAGAAACAAUGCGAGCGGCGCGGGCGCGUGUACGGGACCGAGGGCGAGCUGGCGUACGACGGGCGCCGUAUCGAGUUCUUCCGGUUCGCAAACCGGGAGACUACCGUCAUUGAUGUGCCGAGGCAGCCGCCGGAGGAGGAGAAGGCGCACGGUGGCGGUGACUAUGGGUUGGCGCGUGGGUUUGUGGCUGCUGUCGAUGCCGUGGUCAAUGGGCGGUGGGCGGUACAGAAGGCGCAGGAGGCGUUUGUAGGCUGUACGCUGGAGGAGGCGGUGCGGAGCCAUGCGGUUGUGUUUGCGGCGGAGGAGGCGCGGAGGGAGGAAAAGGUUGUGCGGUGGGCGGAGUGGUGGGAGGGGAAGUUGCGCGAGGCUCUG